Messenger RNA from Cetraspora pellucida, 1641 nucleotides. Lineage: Eukaryota; Fungi; Glomeromycota; Glomeromycetes; Diversisporales; Gigasporaceae. The record is from the annotation of a GenBank genome assembly.
AUGCUUCCACCACCUGCUGCGACAUAUGAAAGUGCAAUUGAACUUUUUCAGAGUGCUCAAACAUUUGCCAAUUCUCAAGGUUAUGUACUGGUAAAAAAGAGAACGCGUAAGGAUCAUCAUGGCAAUUUAAAAAAUAUGAUAUUGCGUUGUGACCGGGGUGGAGUUUACAACAGCUCAAAAAUUCAUCAAAGACAAACAAGUACCCGGUUGAUUGAUUGUCCUUUUGAAUUAUAUGCAGCUCGAUGUGAUAACUUAUGGUACAUAAGAGUUCGUGAUAGUAGCCAUAAUCAUGACCCUUCAGAAGAUUUAUCAGGGCAUCCAAUGUCUCGUCGACUCACAAAGCAGCAAUUAGUAAAUGUUGAAGAAAUGACUGCCUCCGGCUCACGUCCCCGGGAAAUAAUAUCAACUAUCCGUCAAAAUGAUCCAUUAGCAUUAGUAAUAUGUAAAGACAUUUAUAAUGCACGUGAGCGACUCCGCCAAAAAAAUUUAGUGGGUCGCACUCCAGUUGAAGCAUUAAUAGAUGAGCUUAAAGAGGGUGAUUAUAUAUAUGAAUACAAAUGUGAUGAUACAGGUCAUAUUACUCACCUUUUUUUUACUCACAAUGAGUCUGUUAUGCUUACCUGUCGAUAUUUAUUCAUUUUUCUUAUGGAUUGCACUUACAAAACGAACAAAUAUAGAAUGCCGUUAUUAAAUGUUGUCGGCAUAACUAGUUUCAACACUACUUUUUUUUCGUGUUUUAUCUUUAUGAAAGAUGAGGAUGAGGAGGAUUAUCUCUGGGCGUUAACUUGUAUUACUAAAUUGUUUAAUGGAAUAUCAAAUCCUCAUGUUAUAGUAACGGAUAGAGAGUUGGCUCUUAUGAAUGCUCUCAAAACGGCUUUUCUGGAUUCUACUAAUUUAUUAUGCUUAUGGCAUAUUAAUAAAAACAUAAUGAAAAAUUGUAAGUCUCAAUUCGAAGAAGGAACAACUGUUACUUCUCGCGUUGAGGGUGCUCACGCUACAAUAAAGACUUAUUUACAUACAUCGGCAGGAGAUCUUCGUAACGUUCGUAUAAAACUUUCCUUGGCAGUAAAUAAUCAAAAACAAGAAUUAGAUACUAAGAUUUCAUCAGAAAAGAUUCGUUUCCCAACUUUUGUACAAAAUAAUUCUUUAUAUGCAAACAUUAAGAACAAAAUUUCGAAUUUUGCCCUUAAAAAGGUAGAUGAGCAGUACCAAAGGAUAAAAUGUGCUACCACACAAGAUCCCUUACCACCAUGCACUGGAUCUUUCUCAAGCACAAUGGGACUACCUUGUGCUCAUAAAAUUCAAAUUAUUGAAAAUAAUCAAGGUUUAACACUUGAUGAUUUCCAUGAACAUUGGUGGAUCCAAGAGCAUUCGUCAAUACCAUCUAUUGAGACCAACAUUCAAGAACUACAGCCUCUUUUGCAAACUUUACAAGAAAAGUAUGAAGAAUGGCCAGAACACCAACAAUCAGCUGCUCGAGAGAAAUUAAACAAUUUGAUUAAUACUCCAUUAACAGUUUUGCAGAAUCCUCAAAUUGUUCGUACUAGAGGAAGACCUGCUGGUGCCUCUAAUCGUCGAAAAAAUAAUUCAACCAGAAGAGACCCUUCUGGGUUUGAGUUGGUGGAAUGCAAAAUAAGAUGA